Molecule: messenger RNA, 1152 nt
Organism: Gossypium raimondii (Peruvian cotton)
Lineage: Eukaryota; Viridiplantae; Streptophyta; Magnoliopsida; Malvales; Malvaceae
Product: transcription repressor OFP8
Exons: 1
Coding region: 91-993 (300 amino acids)
Biological process (GO): negative regulation of DNA-templated transcription
Source: RefSeq, a predicted model, not a curated record
CAUUUAUUUAAAUAGGAUUUCCUUGUUCAUUUCAUAGACUACUGCUCUCCCUCCAGAGAGAUUGGGAAAAAAAACCAUCUCUUCGUGGAGAUGGAAAAUCGAUUCAGGCUACGAAUCUCUCGCAUGUUUCGAUCCUCGUUUGGCUCCUGCCGGACCCGGACCGUCUCCGACGUUGCGGAAAAAGUUGUUUUCUCACUUGAAAACCACAACAGGUUCCGGUGCAUGGAGCCAUCGUCGACGUCGCCACCUAAGGUUCGACCCUUACCUUCCAUUUGCAAACCCAGAUACCCUGAAUCUCAUCAACCAACCCAAGGCACAAGGCGUAAAGUGUCUGCUUGUUACCCUCCUUUUCUUCUCUCUGCCACUGAUUUUGAUGGCCUCAAGUGUCCUCCCGCUUCCCCUAUAUCGCCUUUGAACCUCUUCUCAAACUGUGAAGACUUCGGUUUCUAUGAGAAAAAGAAGAGCUUAGCCAGAAAGAAGAAGAAUAACAAAAGGGUUCACGUUAAAUGCAAGAAUAUGUCGUCCAAUUCCACAUUUUUCAGCUCAUCUUCUCAUGAAAGUGUUACUUACAGCAGCAAUUAUGGUGGAUGUGGGUGGUGGUUUAGCAGUGAAGAUGAAACCGAAACUCUUUUCUCUUCAAGAACUCUAUCCUUGGAUUCAACGGAAUCAAUCCGGCAACAUUCUAAUUACCGGAGAAAGUACAACACUCGUCGGAGAAGAGCUAAGAGCUGUAGCUGUAACAUUGGGGUUUUACCUUUGGAAGGAAGGAAUACAGUAAAAGACAGCUUUGCAGUGGUGAAAAGUUCCGAUGAUCCCUACAAUGAUUUCAAGGCAUCAAUGGUGGAGAUGAUCGUCGAGAGACAGAUAUUUGCAGAUCAAGACCUGGAACAACUGUUGCAGUGUUUCUUGUCAUUGAACUCUCAUCACCAUCAUAGGAUUAUUAUUGAGGUCUUUACAGAGAUUUGUAAGACCUUGUUCUCUAACUGGUCUUAAAAUGUAGAACAAGAAGCACAAGCAAACUGUUGUCUUUGUUUGCUCUUUAUUUUACUGCAUGUUCUUAGGAAAGUUAGCAGCAGUAGCAAUAGUUUUCAAUUCGAUUUUAGAGUUCUAACCCUUAAUUAACGUUGUUAAUAAGAUAAGCUUUCAUCCAUA